Glossina fuscipes is the source of this 2974-nucleotide messenger RNA. RefSeq names its product G1/S-specific cyclin-E. Gene Ontology annotation, biological process: regulation of cyclin-dependent protein serine/threonine kinase activity; G1/S transition of mitotic cell cycle. Gene Ontology annotation, molecular function: cyclin-dependent protein serine/threonine kinase regulator activity. The transcript is spliced from 6 exons. The coding region runs from base 717 to 2846 and encodes 709 amino acids. Gene Ontology annotation, cellular component: nucleus; cyclin E1-CDK2 complex; centrosome. NCBI's taxonomy places the organism in Eukaryota, Metazoa, Arthropoda, Insecta, Diptera, Glossinidae. The record is from RefSeq and is a predicted model, not a curated record.
AAUUGUUCAACCAAAGAGAAUGAGGUUUUCGAUUCUCUUUAGUUCAAAUGCGGCUUUGUAUUUGCUACUCUGUUCUUGGUCUGGCUGGCUGUCAAACUGCCGUCAUCAUCAAAGUUUUUAUUUGGAGAAGUAAAAAUGUGAAUAUUUGGCAAAUAUAAUCCUUUAGGAUGUACAGUACGUUUCUGUAAAACAAUAAGUGAUGCAAUUUUUACAUCAAAAAUAAAGUAAAUUAAAGUCCGUACUGCAUUAAAACAAGAGAUUAUUCUUUAGUAAACGUGGUCACGCCUUGAUAUUUUUUCUUUUGCUUAACGGCUGAAAAAAGUGUUUUACAAAACCUGGAAGCCGGUAUAAAUUUCGGAAUCGUUUACCAAACGAUGAUAAGCUCGUUUGUCAAUUUCCAGAUUAAGUGUUAAUUUCAGUAAAAAGUGAAUUUAAAAUGACUUGGAAAAAAGUUUCGUUGUGAAUGUAUGCGUCGAGUAAACCUCUAUUAAACACAUAAAUAUAUAUAAAACAAAAAAAAGGAGUAGCAGAGUUUAAAGCACCAUAUAAAAAAUUAUAUAAAAAUUUUUAAUUAGAUUUCUAAGGAUUCUUGGACACACAAAUGUAUUAUAAAAUAAACAUAUCAAUUGUACAAUCAAACGUUCACAAGAAUAACUAACAUUAAGCAAAAAGAUAACCUCAUUUUAUAAAGAACUGUCCUUCCUACACAUUGCAUUAUGGAUCACUAUAAAAGCCGACAUCACAAGAGUAGUACCAAGAGCAAUCACAACACCAACAACCCUAGGUCACAUGUCUUAUCACAUAAAACUGCAGAUAACACCAAAUCAUACGAGUUAGAACGCUGCACGUCAGUGUCACCUUCUUCGCCAUCAUCUCAUAGGCCAUUACCACGCUCAUCAUGCAUAUCUUCUGUGAAUAAAGCCGUUGUCGUCAAGGUCAAGGCCGAGGAAGUUGUAAUUUCAUUCCCAGAUGACUGCUCGCAUAUCUCAUCCUCAUCGUCAGAAUUAAUUAGUACCACCUCACAACUGGAUACAAAUAAAACGGCAGCAAAAAUAUCUUCCAGCCACGGUAAAACAGUAACGAAACGGAAACGUCGAUCAUCAUCUAGCUUAGACUAUGAGGAUCCUGAACUUGACUUCGAGCCCACGGCUAAACGUAAGCAAAGAUUAUCGUCGGUAUAUGAAAGUGAAACUGUAACAUCGAUGGUGUCGUCCGUUUAUCCUUCGCCGGUCGAUGAUAUGGCUAUAGUUAAUGAGAUCGAAAUACACAGCUCAUCGGAAUGCUUGUCAAUGGACAAUGCCGGAUUUGAAAUACCACAUGACGAUAUACCUGACAGUCCCAGCAGUUUGCAGCCCGAUCAAGAGAUGAAUGAAGAAAUUGUUGACUGCGAUGAUAUGACUGAUGAGGAAGAUGCUGGGAGCAGUUCAAGUUCAAUUGUUUCGGGAGUUAGCUUGUAUGACAAUACCACGCAUCGCGGAGAAAGAACACCAAGAGAGCAAUGUUCGCCCAUUGUAACUGCCACAACCGCCACCAUUAAUGACUCGGGUAGCUCUAAAUUUUGCCACCAAAGUAAAGUGUGUUCGUUUGAUAAAUAUGUUAAUGAUCACUACGAUUGCUUAACACCAGUUACCGAUCCAGAAUCACCUCGCCAAUGCCCAUUACCCGCACUUUCGUGGGCUAAUGCCCAAGAUGUGUGGCGUCGAAUGUGCAGAAAAGACGAACAAGCUAGUUGCUUACGUGAUCCCGUCAUGUUAGAAAAUCAUCCAGGUCUGCAGCCACGCAUGCGAGCCAUUCUUCUAGAUUGGUUGAUUGAAGUAUGCGAAGUAUAUAAAUUGCAUCGUGAAACUUAUUAUUUGGCUGUGGAUUAUUUGGAUCGUUAUUUGAGCACCCAAAAAAAUGUACAAAAGACCCAUUUGCAAUUGAUUGGUAUCACAUGCUUAUUUGUGGCUGCUAAAGUGGAAGAGAUUUAUCCGCCAAAAAUAGGCGAGUUUGCUUAUGUUACUGAUGGAGCUUGCGAAGAGAAUGAUAUAUUAAAACAUGAAAUUCUCCUGUUGCAAGCAUUGCAGUGGAACAUCAGUCCGGUUACUGCGAUUGGUUGGUUAGGUGUUUAUAUGCAGUUGAACGUCAACAAUCGUACUCCUGCUUCGUUUUCUACAGUUCGAAAUCCUAUUCUUAAUCACCAUACUAAUGUUUUAGAAGAACCAAUGGCUUUUUGCUUUUCCUCCAAGGCCAGUUCUAUGACAGAAAUAGAUGAUGCUUUUGUUUAUCCACAAUUUUCGGGCUUGGAAUUUGUCCAAACCGCUCAGUUGCUCGAUUUGUGUUCGCUUGAUGUGGGAAUUGCUAAUUUUUCUUAUUCCGUGAUUUCAGCUGCAGCUAUUUCACACACCUUCAAUAGAGAAACCGCUAUACGUUGCUCGGGUCUAAAUUGGCAUAGUAUACAAUCAUGUGCCGAGUGGAUGCAACCUUUUUUUGACGUUAUAUGCGAAGAGUCCCAUCACUUGCAUUUAUUAGAACAAAAUGAACAAAUCGAUAAUAAGUAUGGUUUAGGGUAUGUUUGCCCAAACAUCGUUACCGACGAUUCUCAUAUUAUUCAAACGCACACCACCACAAUGGCAAUGUUUGAUCGUGUUUACCUUAUAAAGGAUCACAAUGUAACAACAAAACUGAAGCAAGAGGCUUCACCAGCUACUGGUCUAGUAUGUCCAGAAGGCUUGUUAACGCCACCAGCAUCCAGCCGCAAGCCCAUGGUCACUAUUGAUGAAGAAAAAGGAGAAGAGCAGCAGCAACACCAUCACGUAUCUUCAGGAUCGGGUAUAAUUGAGAAUGCAGCUUGCAAAAGAAAUUAAAUGAUUAACAAAUACGUGAAGAAAACAUUAUUGCCUGCCAAUGUAAUACAUAAACAAUUAGAAAACAAACACCUUUUAUUUUGUAUAUGUAAGAAACGUUAAGUAAAAUUGAUUAUUAAUUUAAAAUU